Tupaia belangeri chinensis (Chinese tree shrew) is the source of this 1862-nucleotide messenger RNA. RefSeq names its product thioredoxin related transmembrane protein 3 (gene TMX3). Bases 169 to 1533 code for a protein of 454 amino acids. Gene Ontology annotation, cellular component: cell surface; endoplasmic reticulum. The record is from RefSeq and is a predicted model, not a curated record. The transcript has 16 exons. Lineage: Eukaryota; Metazoa; Chordata; Mammalia; Scandentia; Tupaiidae.
GGGAUCCUGGGAGGGGUCCGCAGGCCACCUGCCCCGCCCCCGCCCUCAGCGCGGAGUUUCCCUUCCGCGCCGUCUGCUCUGCUUCCCUUUCUAGGCGGGCGGGCGGGCAGACUGUGGCCCUGGUGUAUAUCUCUAUACCCCGGAAGAAGUGGGCUCCGGCAGCUCUCCAUGGCGAGCUCGGCAGGGCCCGGGAGCCGGGCCGCCCUGCGCCUCUGCGCCACAGUUGUUUUACUUGAUGUGGCUUUCACUAAAGGAUUUGUCGAAGAUUUAGAUGAAUCAUUUAAAGAAAAUCGAAAGGAUGACAUUUGGCUCGUAGAUUUUUAUGCACCGUGGUGUGGCCAUUGUAAAAAACUGGAACCGAUUUGGAAUGAAGUUGGUCUUGAGAUGAAAAGCAUUGGUUCGCCUGUUAAAGUUGGAAAGAUGGAUGCCACUUCCUAUUCCAGCAUUGCUUCAGAAUUUGGAGUUCGAGGUUAUCCAACAAUUAAGCUAUUAAAGGGAGACUUGGCAUAUAAUUAUAGAGGACCCCGAACUAAGGAUGAUAUUAUUGAGUUUGCUCACAGAGUAUCUGGGGCUUUAAUUCGGCCACUUCCAAGUCAGGAAAUGUUUGAGCAUGUACAGAAGAGACAUCGUGUCUUUUUUGUUUAUAUAGGUGGAGAAUCACCUUUGAAAGAAAAAUACAUAGAUGUUGCUUCAGAAUUGAUUGUGUACACAUACUUCUUUUCUGCCUCUGAAGAAGUGGUUCCUGAGUAUGUGACACUGAAAGAGAUGCCUGCUGUGCUUGUUUUCAAAGAUGAAACUUACUUUGUUUAUGAUGAGUAUGAAGAUGGUGAUCUGUCAUCAUGGAUCAACAGAGAAAGGUUUCAGAAUUACCUUACUGUUGAUGGCUUCCUCUUAUAUGAACUUGGAGACACAGGAAAGCUUGUGGCUAUUGCAGUUAUUGAUGAGAAAAAUACAUCAGUUGAACAUACCAGGUUAAAGUCAAUUAUUCAGGAAGUUGCUAGAGAUUACAGAGAAGAUUUCCAUAGAGAUUUUCAGUUUGGCCAUAUGGAUGGAAAUGACUAUAUAAAUACCUUACUGAUGGAUGAAUUGACAGUUCCAACUGUAGUUGUGCUGAACACUUCAAACCAACAGUACUUUGUGCUGGAUAGGCAGAUUCAGAAUGCUGAAGACAUGGUCCAGUUCAUUAGGAGCGUUUUAGAUGGCACAGUAGAAGCUCAAGGAGGUGACAGCAUUUUGCAGAGAUUGAAAAGAAUAGUGUUUGACGCCAAGUCUACGAUUGUGUCCAUAUUCAGGAGCUCCCCACUCAUGGGCUGCUUUCUCUUCGGCCUGCCCCUGGGCGUCAUCAGCAUCAUGUGCUAUGGCAUCUACACGGCUGACACAGACGGAGGCUACGUCGAGGAACGGUACGAAGUAAGAAGCGAAGGCCCAGAACCGCUGGAAGAAGGCAAAGAACCACAGGAACCAAGCAGCGAAGGUUCGCUAGUACCCACGGCGCAAGAGCCCAAGGAUGUAUUAGAGAAGAAGAAAGAUUGAAACUUAUGAAAUAUUUCAUAGGAUUUCAAAUUAUUAAAGAAUCUAUUUAUUGAGUUUAGACAUUGAAUCAUGAUCUUACAGAGGAGAACAUGUUAUUUGUAUUUUGCUAAUACCAACUGCAUGGAUUAAAGUAGUCCUUCCAUAAACUGGGGAGAUGAUUGAAGCAAAGAGAUGAACGGUUCGUUUAAAACAAACACAGCCCAAGCACUCCACCAGAGUGUACCUGAUACAUGUCGUCGACACAGACCAGUUCUAUUUCAUGUUUCUCUAUCUGGAUAUUCUGUGACAAACUUAAGAUUGCUGGGCAGAAUAUUUAAGUUGGUCAGUCA